AUGGCUGCGUUACUUCCGCCCUUGAACGUAGCAGGGGUUGCCGUCCCACCCGCACCUGCAAAUCCUCCCGUCUUAACUGAUAUCACGAACGCUCUGGAAUAUGUCGAACGACUAUCAGCUUCUAAAACCGCCAAUCCGGCCCAACUUGCCAUCAACACUGAGAUAGGCACGGCGGAAGCGUAUAAGGCGGCUGUCAUCUCCUCUGCAGCCAACAUUGUACCUCCUUGGGUUGCCAACAUCUUAGCGGCGAUCAAUCAGCUACAAGUGGAUAUCAAUCAAAUCCAAGCUGCCAACAUCCCAGCAGCCAUCAACCAGCUUCAAGCGGAUGUCAAUAACCUACAUGUCAAUAUGAAUAACCUCCAAGCUACUACGAACAACAUCCAAGCCAACAUGGAAAAGCUACCGAUCUGGUUCGCCAAUAACCACGCUGGCGCGCUCAGCCCACUCCGCGAUCCUACGGAUCAGCUCUUAAGUUUCACCUCUGCACAGUGUGAUUUAUCAGCAGCUGCCCUUGGGCUACCUGUUUUCCCUCAUGGGAUGUAUGUUUCAGAAAAGCGUCGCUUGAUUGCAUUAGCCCUUGGAAUUGUGAUUGUGUAG
Messenger RNA from Laccaria bicolor S238N-H82, 597 nucleotides. RefSeq lists its product as uncharacterized. Bases 1 to 597 code for a protein of 198 amino acids. The record is from RefSeq and is a predicted model, not a curated record. The transcript has 4 exons. NCBI's taxonomy places the organism in Eukaryota, Fungi, Basidiomycota, Agaricomycetes, Agaricales, Hydnangiaceae.